CAGGUGAGGGGCACCCCAGGUGGGGAAGGAGGUAAUCCUGGAGGAGCCAGCUUCUGUCUCCCAUCAAAGUGUGUGCUGGGGAAGGAGACCCGAUGAAGAGCCUGAGGGCUCAGGAGUGGUAACCAGUGGGUGCUGGGUGUCAGGGUGCCCCUUGACUCUUGGUCCAGUUCUCUGAUUCCUACCCCUGUCCACAGCCACCCCCACUGCAGGCUCCAGAGCGAGCCGGUCCACCAAGGACGUCUGUGGUGACACCUAACUGAAAGCCACCUCCUCCCCAAGCUGCAGUCCUCUCCUGACCUCAGAAGGUCCCCAAGAGAGGGUGCCUUCCAGACAGGAUUGGACCUGCCUGGUGGAGGCGGGACCCCGUGCUAGCUGGCGGAAGGGUAUUUAAGGCUGGGUGGAGUUGGAGGUGGUCAAGGACAAAAUGAGUGGGCUGCGGGGAGCCAGGCACUGCCCGGGCUCAGGAGAGGCCUCUGACCUGAAGUCUCCCCCGGACGCCAGGCUCCGGGAACCUCUCACCGAGGCCCGCUUCCAGCAACUCUUCGGGGGCACGGACCCUGAGUGGCAGCCGCAGCCGCAGGGGGAGCUGGGCUGGUCCAGGUGGUGCGGGCUGUGGAGGCGGUGGGCUCGCGCCUGCUCUUGGCCGGGGGCGUGGCGCCUGCUGAGGGCGCGGCUGCCCCCGCUCCGCUGGCUGCCCCGCUACCGCUGGCGGGCUUGGCUGCUCGGGGACGCGGUGGCCGGAGUGACCGUGGGCAUCGUGCAUGUGCCCCAGGGCAUGGCAUUUGCCCUCCUAACCUCCGUGCCCCCAGUAUUUGGACUCUACACUUCCUUCUUCCCCAUUUUCAUCUACACCCUGCUGGGUACUGGGAGACACCUAUCCACUGGAACUUUCGCAGUACUCAGCCUCAUGACGGGCUCGGCAGUGGAGCGGCUGGUGCCGGAACCCCUCGCGGGGAACCUGAGCGGAAUCGAGAGGGAACAGUUGGACGCUCAGCGGGUUGGGGCGGCUGCGGCCAUCGCCUUCGCGAGCGGGGCGCUGAUGCUGGGGAUGUUCGCGCUGCAGCUAGGGGUCCUAUCCACCUUUCUGUCGGAGCCUGUGGUCAAAGCGCUCACCAGCGGGGCCGCGCUGCACGUGCUUGUGUCCCAGCUGCCGAGUCUUUUGGGGCUGCCCCUCCCGCGCCAGAUAGGCUACUUCGCUCUCUUUAAGACGCUGGCCGCCGUGCUGACCGCGCUGCCCCAGAGCAGCCCCGCAGAACUGACUAUCUCCGCGCUCAGCCUGGCACUGCUGGUGCCGGUCAAGGAAUUGAACGUGAGAUUCAGAGACAGGCUACCCACCCCGAUCCCGGGGGAAAUCGUCAUGGUGCUUCUAGCCUCUGUGCUUUGCUUCACGUCUUCCCUGGACACAAGAUAUAAUGUCCAGAUAGUGGGGCUACUACCAGGAGGAUUUCCCGAACCCCUCUUUCCCAACCUGGCAGAGAUGCCCAGGAUUCUGGCCGACUCGCUGCCCAUGGCGCUGGUUACUUUCGCUGUGUCUGCCUCACUGGCCUCCAUCUAUGCAGACAAGUAUAGCUACACCAUUGACUCCAACCAGGAGCUCUUGGCACAUGGUGUCUCCAACCUCAUCUCUUCCCUCUUCUCUUGCUUUCCCAACUCGGCCACGUUGGCCACGACCAGCCUGCUAGUGGAUGCUGGGGGGAACACACAGCUAGCGGGUCUCUUCUCCUGCGUAGUUGUCCUGUCUGUACUGCUGUGGCUGGGGCCCUUCUUCUACUACCUGCCCAAGGCUGUCCUGGCCUGCAUCAACAUCUCUAGCAUGCGCCAGAUGUUCUUCCAGAUGCAAGAACUUCCACAACUGUGGCGCAUCAGUCGAAUGGACUUUGUUGUGUGGAUGGUCACAUGGGUGGCUGUAGUGACCCUAAGUGUGGACCUGGGACUGGCUGUAGGUGUCAUUUUUUCCAUGAUGAUGGUGGUCUGCCGCACACAGAGGGCACAGUGCCUGGCACUUGGACUGGCUGAGGGGACGGAGCUCUACAGGCCACUGAGAGACAGCCACAAGCUCCUCCAGGUCCCAGGGCUCUGCAUCCUGAGCUACCCUGCCCCACUUUACUUUGGGACCCGCGGGCAGUUUCGGCGCACCCUGGAGGAACAUCUGGGGCUCCGAGAAUGUGGCAAGAGGACCCCAAAGACAGAUGGCCCAUCUGAUGCAGGUGAGAUGGGGUAUCAAGGAGAGGGACUGGCAUGUCCCAUGGCUACUCCUUCCUGCCUCCUUCCUUUUCUAGCUGCUCAAUCUGUCAGGGUGGUCAUCAUUGACUGCAGUGGGGUCACCUUUGCAGAUGCUGCUGGGGCCAGAGAAGUGGUGCAGCUGGCCAGCCGCUGCCGAGAUGCCGGGAUCCACCUUCUCCUAGCUCAGUGUCCUGGUAAGAGGGACGGGCACUCCGCUCCGCUCGGCAGUGGGGGAUGGAGACACUUCUGGCAGGGAGGACACAGUGUGGACUUUGCCCCUGAGUGCCAGACCCUGUCUUCAUACAGCCCCGGUGCUGGAGACACUGACCCAGGCAGGUCUCCUGGAUCAAGUGACCCCAGAACAGCUGUUUGUGAGUGUGCAAGAUGCAGCGGCUCAUGUCCUCUCGAGACCGGUAAGGAGACAGGGUGGGGGGACAGGGGUGCAGUGGGCUGUGAGGCCCUGGCCAGAACAGGGAGUGGGAAGGGAGCAAAAGAGGAAGCAAAUGAGGGGGGUUACCUCAUCUGUCCCUCAUGUGUCCCUUCCAUCCCUUCUCCAGGAGCUCACUGAUCCAAAAACUUGCACAGUGUGGGUCUGACCUGGGCACGAAUGUGAUGGCCCCAACAAUAUGUGUGCUAAGUAGUGCAGCUAAUAAAGUGAAGCUGGGUGCCUCUGGGA
Erinaceus europaeus (western European hedgehog) is the source of this 2899-nucleotide messenger RNA. RefSeq names its product Solute carrier family 26 member 10 (gene SLC26A10P). Bases 425 to 2791 code for a protein of 788 amino acids. Gene Ontology annotation, molecular function: chloride transmembrane transporter activity; sulfate transmembrane transporter activity; bicarbonate transmembrane transporter activity. The transcript has 15 exons. The record is from RefSeq and is a predicted model, not a curated record. NCBI's taxonomy places the organism in Eukaryota, Metazoa, Chordata, Mammalia, Eulipotyphla, Erinaceidae. Gene Ontology annotation, biological process: transmembrane transport. Gene Ontology annotation, cellular component: membrane.